AUGAGUAGACAAAAUGAUCACGAAGUGGUCGAAGUCAACGAUGACGAUACCGAAUCUCAAGACGUCGAAUUACUUGGUGUUUCCCAGAAUAUCCACAACAAUUGCGAAAGUGUUCAAACCAGUUUGAAUACUUUACGUGAACGUAUUGACCAAGUCCAAAGCCAACUUUUGUAUGACGUAGAUAACAUGGCAACUAAUAACUUCACAGAAUUAUUGUCCGAUUCUUCAUCAUAUUUUAUUGAUGAUAGGCCAAACAUCUUCUCCGAUUCGGAACUUUCCGACGACAGGUACGAUUUCGAUUUUUCCACGCGUUAUAAUCCAUUCAGCAUAUUCCCGAACUUCAUUCGACUCACCCAACCACUAACGUAUUCCCCAACAUACUUCAUUGACGGUCUACACAGCUUUGGUCCAGACUUUUCACCACUCCAACACGCCGAACCAGAGGUUCGCACCGUCGAACAGAUCCCCGACUGGAUGAAACAACCAAAGAAAGAGACAAAGCCAAAAGAAAAGGUCGAAAAAGAGGAACGCAAAGACAAAUCGAAUGGACUUAAAUGUGCGAUAUGUUGGGAUGUGUCCGACGAUGUCGUCACAACACAAUGUGGUCACAUCUUCUGUCGUGAGUGUAUGAUACACCUUUUUUCAAACAACGAAUCAGUUCAUUGUCCAUAUUGCAGAACACAACUUACCAAGAAAGAUGUCCACAGACUCUUCGUCAACGAGUAA
This is a messenger RNA of Entamoeba invadens IP1, 726 nucleotides long. RefSeq lists its product as hypothetical. The transcript has a single exon. The record is from RefSeq and is a predicted model, not a curated record. Lineage: Eukaryota; Evosea; Mastigamoebida; Endamoebidae. Bases 1 to 726 code for a protein of 241 amino acids.